This is a messenger RNA of Didymodactylos carnosus, 570 nucleotides long. The record is from the annotation of a GenBank genome assembly. NCBI's taxonomy places the organism in Eukaryota, Metazoa, Rotifera, Eurotatoria, Philodinida, Philodinidae.
AUGGCCGAUGAAGAAGUAUCUGUACUUCAAUCAAUAUUUUUCGAUGAUCUUGAUGUCACAUUCGAUAAUGACAAUCAUCCAGUCUCUAUUCGUCUAACAAUUCAUUCAAAUGGGGAUGAAAACGAUGUUGAUAAUGAAAAACGUUUGCUGUGCGUAACAGUAACAUUCAGUUUACCAUCUGGUUAUCCCAUUGAAUCCCCCACAGUGACACUUUCCAAACCAAGGGGUUUGACUGAUCAACAAAUUGAUAAACUAUAUGAGAUAAUUAAUAAUUGUUUAAAAAUGAAUGAGAAUAAUUGUGUAAUAUAUGAAUGUAUUGAAUUAAUACGCGGUCAUUUGUGUCAGUUUGAUAUGCCUAGUGAAGGUUGUUCAAUUUGUUUGUCACCGAUGCAUGAUCGUAAACAAAUAAUUCGUACACAAUGUUAUCAUUAUUAUCACAUGAGCUGUUUAGCCAGUUAUGUGACAUACAAAAAACUUGAGUUAGAAAAAGAAUACAAUGAAGCAAAAAGAAAUGGUUUUUAUAUAAAAAAAGGUUUUCUAAAUGAUGUAGACUGCCCAGUAUGUCGACAA